Aedes albopictus (Asian tiger mosquito) is the source of this 5073-nucleotide messenger RNA. RefSeq lists its product as uncharacterized. Gene Ontology annotation, biological process: DNA integration. Bases 1 to 5073 code for a protein of 1690 amino acids. NCBI's taxonomy places the organism in Eukaryota, Metazoa, Arthropoda, Insecta, Diptera, Culicidae. The transcript has a single exon. The record is from RefSeq and is a predicted model, not a curated record. Gene Ontology annotation, molecular function: nucleic acid binding.
AUGACCAAGGAGUUGCCGACCUUUUCCGGAAAUCCGGAGGAUUGGCCACUGUUUAUUAGUGCAUACGCAAACUCUACUCAGGCGUGUGGGUUUUCGGACUCGGAAAACCUAGCAAGACUGCAGCGGUGCCUUAAAGGACAUGCCUUGGAAUCAGUCCGGAGUCGACUGCUUUUACCGGCGAGUGUCCCACACGUACUUGCUACAUUGGAGACGUUGUACGGCCGACCGGAGCUGUUGAUACACGCGUUACUGCAAAAGAUCAGAGGAGUUCCCGCGCCGAAGCAGGACAGACUAGAUACGCUGAUUGGAUUCGGUAUGGCAGUGCAAAAUCUUAGCGACCAUUUAGAAGCCGGAAGACACGAAGCGCAUCUCAACAACCCGAUGCUAUUGUUCGAGUUGGUAGAGAAGCUCCCGGCGCACAUGAAGCUGGACUGGUCGCUGUACAAGCAAAGGUGUGGAGAAGUGAAUAUCCGUUCUUUCGCCCAGUACAUGGAGACGUUAGUACGCGCAGCAACCGACGUCACACUGCAGUACGAUCCAAAACAGCAACCCCGACUGAUGAAAGAAAAGAUCGGCAAGGAUAAGAAUUUCUGCGGAACUCACACGACGGAAGAUUCGGCCCCGGUCACACCGAAAGUAGCAACAGAAGAUUCGAAGCGCAGAUCCAGCCCAGCUUGUCUAAUCUGUCAAAAUCCGGAACAUCGUGUCAAGGAUUGCUCGGAAUUUCGCAAAAAGACUGUGGACGAGCGCUGGACAACGAUACAGCAGCUUAACUUGUGUCGACUUUGUCUAGGAGCCCACGGCAGGAGACCAUGCAAAAUCCGUAAGCAAUGCGAUACUGAGGGCUGCCAGCGGCGACAUCAUCCAUUGCUACAUUCCAAGCAAGACUCCAGUGAUAUCAAGCGAUGCACAGAUGGCAGCAAGCAAGGUAAUCGUGAUGGACGACCAACAGGAAAUAACGUGCAGGUGGAAAACAAACAAGAUCAGCAUGAUCCGAAGCCAAGCAGUUCCAAAGUCGCUACCAAUCAUCAUUUUGCCGGUAAGACGACACUAUUUCGGAUUAUUCCAGUUACCUUACAUGGCAAUAACCGUUCCGUGUCCGUAUACGCCUUCUUGGACGACGGGUCAGAGAAAACACUUGUUGACGAAGAUGUGGUGAAGCAGCUCGGUGUUGUCGGAGAAAUGCAACCAUUGUGUCUUCAGUGGACGGCAAACGUGAAAAGGACGGAAGCGAACUCGCAGCGGGUAACUUUGGAAAUCGCAGGACAUUCAAGCUUAUCUAGACAUUCUCUGACGGACGUACGCACAGUGAGUAAGUUGGAUUUGCCAAGACAAUCGUUGCGGUAUGCUGAAAUCUCGGAAGCAUUCCCAUACCUGAAAGGUCUUCCAAUAGCAGAUUAUGACAAUGCGCAACCCCAAAUUUUGAUUGGCAACGACAACGCCCACGUUACAUCAACGCUCAAGCUUCGUGAUGGUCAGCCCGGAGAGCCAAUUGCAGCGAAAUCGCGGCUUGGAUGGACGGUUUACGGGUCUAGUCAAGAGAAGUCCGUGGAUCAAGCCCACAGUUUCCACAUCUGCGAGUGCCAGGAAGAGGAUCAAACGCUGCAUGAGCUGGUUGAGCAGUUCUUCUCGGUAGAAAGUCUGGGAGUAAUGCAAAUACCGCCAACAGAGUCCGAGGAGGUUCAACGAGCUCAUCGAAUACUGAAAGAAACCACGAAGCGUAUCGGCCAGCGGUUCGAAACAGGGCUCCUUUGGAAGUACGAUCGCUUCGAAUUUCCGGACAGCUACGGCAUGGCAGUUCGACGGUUGCAGUGCUUAGAGAGACGUAUGCGGAACGAUCCCAUCAUCGGAGAGAGUGUGACAAGACAGAUAUCCGAGUAUCAAGCAAAGGGAUAUAUCCACAAAGCUACUCGGGAAGAACUCGAUGAGGCGGAUCCACGGCGUACGUGGUAUUUGCCGUUAGGAGUUGUCAUCAAUCCGAAGAAACCGUCAAAAAUUCGAAUUUUCUGCGAUGCGGCGGCAAAAGUGGACGGAGUCUCACUCAAUACGAUGCUGCUAAAAGGGCCAGAUCUUCUGCGGACGUUGCUGGAUGUUCUUUUCGGUUUCCGGGAGAAGCGCAUAGCUCUGUGUGCAGAUCUUAAGGAAAUGUUCCACCAGAUACGGAUUCAUCGUGAUGAUCGACAUGCGCAACGUUUACUGUGGCGAGAGGACGCCACUCAGGAACCAGAAGUGUAUUUGAUGGAUGUGGCCACGUUUGGAGCAACGUGUUCGCCAUGUUCGGCGCAAUACGUUAAAAAUGUAAACGCCGAACAGUAUUCAGAAGCAUAUCCGGCCGCAGCAAACGCUAUAAUUCAGAAGCAUUAUGUGGACGAUUAUUUGGACAGCGUUGACGACGUUGAAGAAGCUGUGAAAUUGGCGCUAGAGGUCAAGUACGUCCAUUCCCAAGGUGGGUUUCAUUUACGGAACUGGCUGUCGAACUCCAAAGAGGUGCUAGCACGAGUCGGAGAAAGCGAUCCAGCAACGAAGAAGUGUCUCCAGCUAGAUAAAAACGGCUCAACAGAACGCGUACUUGGGAUGUACUGGAGGCCUGAUGAAGAUGUCUUCACAUUUUCGUCUACCUUGGCAACGGAAACAAAGCACCCGACCAAACGACAAGCAUUGCGAGUAGUUAUGAGCCCGUUCGAUCCAGCAGGGCUAUUAUGCUUCUUCCUGAUUCAUGGCAAGAUACUGAUUCAGGACCUGUGGCGAGCAAAGACUGAUUGGGAUCAACUGAUCCCGGAGAAAUUACUUGAAAAGUGGGAACGGUGGACUUAUUUGUUUCGCUAUCUGGACCAGAUUAAAAUCCCGCGCAGCUAUUUCCCGCAUCAUUCGGCGAAGGAUAUCGUAUCGUUGCAGUUGCAUGUCUACGUGGAUGCCAGCGAAGAGGCGUACGCUUGCGUGGGGUAUUUGCGUGCGGUGUUUCCUGACGAGAUAAAGGUAGCUCUGGUAGGAGCAAAGUCGAAGGUAGCUCCGUUAAAAGCGCACUCGAUUCCUCGUCUAGAGCUAAUGGCUGCAGUCAUCGGUGUACGUUUGGCAAAAUCCAUACUCAAUGGUCACUCGCUGAUGAUUGAGAAAGUUUCCUACUGGAGUGAUUCGAAGACAGUGUUGGCCUGGAUUAACUCGGACCACCGCAACUAUCGACAGUUCGUCGCUUGCAGAGUGGGUGAGAUUUUAUCCAAAUCAAAAGCUGAGGAUUGGCGAUGGGUACCAACGAAGAAAAACGUGGCAGACGAUGCGACCAAGUGGGGGAAUGGCCCCCAUCUGUCUGCGAAUAGUCGUUGGUUUCGCGGGGAAGAAGAGCUGUAUCUGCCAGAAGAACUUUGGACAACGAGCACGUAUUCAACCAAUGAGACAACCAACGAAGAACUUCGAUCCUGCCUGAUACAUCGCGGAGCGAUAAUAGUCCAAUUUGUGGAAUGGGAGCGGUAUUCCAACUGGAAGCGUUUGCAUCGAACAAUAGGACACGUUCAUCGCUACGUUCGAAAUUUGCGGCGGAAGGUGAACAAAGAACAACUGCAUAACGGUCCGCUUACGCAGGAGGAGCUCGUGAAGGCCGAAGCAACCAUUUUCCGUUGGAUCCAGACUGAACGAUAUCCUGAUGAAGCCACGGCUCUGGACAGCGUUGAAGGCAAGCAGUCAAAUCGACAAGUGCGUCUGGAGAAGUCUAGCACGAUUCGCAAGUUGUCGCCGUACCUGGACGAAGCCGGAGUCAUUCGUUCAGAUAGUAGGAUCGUCGCAGCAGCAUUUGCAUCAUAUGACACGAGGUGUCCUAUAGUCUUGCCCAAGGAUCAUCGGGUGACGCGGAUGCUAGUCGCAUGGUAUCACGAAAAAUAUCUUCACGCAAAUAACGAAACCGUAGUUAACGAGGUGAGGCAACGUUUCCACAUCUCUCAACUGCGGUCGCUUGUGCGCAACGUUUCUAAGGAGUGUACGACCUGCAAGGUGAAGAAGUCAACUCCAGCGAUACCCCGAAUGGCACCACUCCCUGUGGCCAGGUUACAGCCAUACGUACGUCCCUUUUCAUACGUGGGUAUCGACUACUUUGGUCCCAUUGCCGUCAAAGUGAACCGUAGUUCUGCCAAACGGUGGGUCGCACUGUUCACUUGUAUGACUACCAGAGCAGUACACCUCGAGGUCGUUCACGCUCUUUCAGCAGAAUCGUGUAAGAUGGCGAUCAGACGAUUCAUCGCACGCCGAGGAGCUCCAGUCGAGAUCCGCAGCGAUAGAGGAACGAAUUUCGUGGGUUCGAGCAAUGAACUGAAGAUGGAGAUGAGCACAAUCGAUCGUAAGCUAGCGGAAACAUUCACUAACGCAAACACCAAUUGGGUGUUUAACCCACCAGGAGCUCCCCAUAUGGGUGGAGCAUGGGAGCGACUUGUGCGAUCGGUGAAAACUGCGCUAGCCGCAAUGGAUACUCCACGAACACCAAAUGAAGAGUCUUUAGCGACAGUGCUGGCCGAAGCUGAGAGUGUGGUGAACUCGAGGCCCCUUACUUAUAUUCCUCUGGAGACAGCUCAGCAGGAAUCUCUAACACCAAACCAUUUUUUACUGAUGAGCUCAAAUGGUGUAGCACAGACACCGAAAACAUUGGCGGACCCGAAACAAGUAAGCAGGAAUGAUUGGAAUCUAUGCAGAACGUUGGUAGAUCAGUUCUGGCGUCGGUGGGUGCGAGAAUAUCUACCGACAAUCGCACGUCGGACGAAAUGGUUCGACGAGGUGAAACCAAUCCAGGUUGACGAUUUAGUUCUAAUAGUCGAGGAGAAAAUACGUAACGGAUGGAUUCGAGGACGAGUAGCUGAACUCAUCAUUGGGCGUGAUGGACGAGUCCGUGCUGCGGUCGUACAGACUGCUGGUGGUAUGGUACACCGACCAGUGUCAAAGUUGGCGCGGUUGGAUGUAGCAGCGAGUAAAGCUGGACCGGAGUUACCUGACCAGCCUUACGGGUCGGGGAGCUGUUACGGCAGUUCGCACCGAUCCCUCAUAACUACGCCAACGUCGGAGCGCCCCUCGGAAGAUUGUCACAGUGACAACUGA